GGGUAGGAAAUAUAAAUGUUGAUUUUUAAAGACUACCACUAUAAGGGCGUUUAUACGGUUUAUUUAAACAGCGGAACCUUUGGGAGCGUUUCAGCGACGCAGGGAGGGAAAAUAGUGACGUGCCGUUUCCGGAGUGUCACACUGCGUGCUGCACGUGUUCGGGUUGUCACAAGGAUCUCAAGUACACGCCGGACGCCAGAAAUGCCUAAAGCCAAGAAAGGAAAGGGACCGGUAGAGAAGAAGGUAGUUCAUCCGUACAGUAGGAAGGCAGGCUAUCUUGCAAGAGAAGCCAUUAAACAAGAGAAAAAAGAACGGCUGAAGAAUGAAAAAGCAUUGCGACUGAAUGCAAUCGGUGAAAAGCUCGUCUGGUUCCAAAACCAGCUCGAUCCAGCUAAAGAAGAAUAUACAAAGAAGGACGCAUGUGAAAUUAUUGAGAGGUAUUUGCAUCGUUUCGACGCGGAGUUGGAGCAGAUCGACCUGGCGAACAGCAUUAAGGGGAGACAAGGGCGGCUCCACAGCUCCAGAGAAAAUGUCAUAAAGCAGACGAUUGAACGAGAAAGAGUCCUGUAUGAGGUCAAUGGAUUUGAAAUCCCUGAUAUUAUCAACUCUAAGCACCUAAAAACAUUCAGGGAAUGGAGCGGAGAUCUGAAAAAGCUGCCAAAUAUAAAGAUGCGAAAGGUGUGCCGGAAUGCACCGGACGGCGCAGACGACGCGCAGGGGCGCCUCCCGGAGGAGAUGGACGACGGCGCGGAGGAUGAGGAGCUCUCUGCGGGGGAUUGCGAAUGAGCCUCUUCGCGGCACCUAGUAUUCAUCUCAAGAGCAUCUCCCUUCAGCCGAGAUCGAGGCUCUCAGCCGGGUUCCUGUCUGACUCUUGUUGGGCUUUUACGGGUUUUCCGUAGGUCCGUAAAGCAGGGAAACUCUCAGUAUGUAGCGAUGGGUGAGGCUUCCUGUAUUAUUAUCGUGUGCUGUCAAAGAGCUACAGGUCUCACCCGCUACAUCUCAGUGACUCCGUCGGUUCCUGCUGAACCGUUUGAAGUCUCUUUGGCCUUCAAAGGCUCCGCUCAAUAAUCCCACCCCUCCAUGGGUUCUGCAGUUCAAUCUCUCAUUACCGACAGGGAGAGGGCAGCUAAAUUAGGUUAGAUAGGUUAAUAAGUCAUUAAAAAAAGGAUGCUUAUGUGUUGGUACAGCAGGAACAAAGCUGACUUGGAAUCCUGUUCUGAAUUAAAAAAGAAAUGCAUAUUUUUACAGUGAGAAGCAGAAAAGCUUUUUCUAUUUUCAAAGAAUAAAUGUCAAUUUUUAAGCAAGCAAAAAGAUAAUAGGGGGAGCUUAUCUAAUAGCAAAAAAAACAGACAUUCCACAUUUUUGCUCCCUCCCAGCACCCAGUAGGAGCAAAAAUGUGGACUGUCUGGGGUUUCCCAGGGGCCGGGACCCUAAGACCAUGACGCGGCCAAGCAGUGCCGACGAUCUAUGGAUUCAUAAAGUUUAAUAUUAAUCUGUCCAUCUAUGCUUUAAAAUAAAAAUCCUUUUACCAACGAAGAAAGAGAAAACUU
Messenger RNA from Brienomyrus brachyistius, 1550 nucleotides. RefSeq names its product translation machinery associated 16 homolog (gene tma16). The transcript is spliced from 7 exons. NCBI's taxonomy places the organism in Eukaryota, Metazoa, Chordata, Actinopteri, Osteoglossiformes, Mormyridae. Gene Ontology annotation, cellular component: nucleus. Bases 16 to 786 code for a protein of 256 amino acids. The record is from RefSeq and is a predicted model, not a curated record.